CCACAGUGGGCAAACCCAGCCACAGUUCCUCUGGCAGCUUACCCGAUAGCACAAUCUAAAGGCAUGGCCCCUCAUACCUCAAGCGUCAUCACGAGGGAAUAUACCGAAGAAAAGGUCACCAGGAAAGAGAAGUACAAGUUGAUGAAACCAGUGAUAGAGAAAAAGCGCCGGGAUCGAAUAAACCACAGCAUCGAACAGCUGAAGACUUUACUGGGAAGAGAGUUUCAGAAUCAAGAACCAAACAUGAAACUGGAGAAGGCGGACAUCCUAGAAAUGACAGUGAAUUUCUUGAAGCUUCACAACCAGCGCCUAUUCACAGUGACUUACACGACGAGUCUAACGCAGAAUUACAACGAAGGAUACUCGCGCUGUCUCCAAGAGAUUCAACAGUUUUCUUUUGCACAAGAGAGCAAGAAUGACAUUCAGAGGAAACUCGUGACCCAUUUGCACGGAGCUCAGAAUCCACCCGUGGACCCGUGUGAUCCCGCACCCGCUCUACCCGCUGUGCCCCAUCAGCCGGACACAGCCAACAAGCAGACAGCCCACCCCAGCACCAAAGUGCUUUGGAGACCCUGGUAGAGGGAGGUGGGCCACGUGUGGACUCAUUUCCCAGAACUCUGAGAGCAGUUACCCAACACUGGAGGUGUUUCUCUGGUGUCGAGAGGUAUUCCAGAAUGGAAGGGAGUGUGACUUUAUUGUCUUCACAUUGAAGAAGAUGUGUCCUUUUUCGAUUUAUAAUUUAAUGUUAAAUGGUGUAUUUUGAUGUACCGUCAUAGUCUAUGACAUGUACUCUUCUACAAUAUUUGUAGGUGACUGAAACCAUACCUAAAACUGACAACUAACUCGGCGUUGAUAUCGCCUGCUGUUAUAUGUAGGCUGUACCUGCACCGAUGUUGUUCUUUUAUAAAGAAGUGUCAGUGGUGUGUUUUAAGUAGUCUUCUUACUGAGGAGUGUUUUCAUCUUUUAAAAGGUGGAUGUGUAUGCAUAUUUCUAUAUGAUUAAAGUUUUAUAGUGUAUUUUUUUCUAAAUGUUGGUAUAAAUCCAUUUGAUUGCAAUGCUCUGCAUUCUCGUUCGGAUCAGAGCUGUUUUCUGCUGUUUUACAGUUUUCAUAUUCUUAAACAAGUUCAUCAUAUUUCCAAUAGUUUGUUAUCUUUAUUGGAAAUAAUAUUUAUCUGUCUACUGUGUAAAUACAACCUGCAUUGUUACAAUGCUUCAUCUGAACAUACUGUUUGCUGCAUUUGUCCAUUCGAUCCCACAUGUCUCGUAAAUGGGAAUAAGACCUGCAUUCACAAAUCUGUGUUUAAUUGAGUAUUUCAUUGUAACAAUGCUAAAUGCGAAUA
Molecule: messenger RNA, 1340 nt
Organism: Callorhinchus milii (elephant shark)
Lineage: Eukaryota; Metazoa; Chordata; Chondrichthyes; Chimaeriformes; Callorhinchidae
Product: transcription factor HES-5
Exons: 3
Coding region: 64-579 (171 amino acids)
Biological process (GO): anterior/posterior pattern specification; regulation of neurogenesis; regulation of transcription by RNA polymerase II
Cellular component (GO): nucleus
Molecular function (GO): DNA-binding transcription factor activity, RNA polymerase II-specific; protein dimerization activity; RNA polymerase II cis-regulatory region sequence-specific DNA binding
Source: RefSeq, a predicted model, not a curated record